This is a messenger RNA of Chelonoidis abingdonii (Abingdon island giant tortoise), 1571 nucleotides long. The record is from RefSeq and is a predicted model, not a curated record. Lineage: Eukaryota; Metazoa; Chordata; Testudines; Testudinidae.
AAGCCUUCGAAAUUGUAGUACGGCACGCAAGAAACUACACCAACACCAUGUUUAGGAACCACUACCAGAACAUGGGGUCCAGAGCUCUUAAGUUUGUCGGAGAACUUUUUACAGAUAUCUCGCUUUACAUACUGGGCUCUGACAUCAAUGUGAAUGACAUGGUCAAUGAAUUUUUUGAUAGCUUGUUCCCUUUAGUCUACUCACACUUGAUGAACCCAGGCUUCCCUGAUCCCUCCGGAGAAAUGAUAGAAUGCCUGCGGGCAGCAAGGCGAGACCUCAGGGUGUUUGGUAACUACCCCAAGAUUAUGAUGACCCAGGUGUCAAAGUCAUUGCAGGCCACGCGAGCCUUCCUACAAGCACUCAACCUGGGGAUCGAAGUAAUUAAUACUACUGACCACUUAAAAUUCAGCAAGGAAUGUGGACGUGCACUGCUGAGGAUGUGGUACUGUUCUCAUUGCCAAGGGCUACUGAUGGCGAAGCCUUGUGCCGGAUACUGCAGUGUUGUCAUGCAAGGGUGCCUGGCCAGCGUUGUGGAGAUAGAUAACUACUGGAGAGAAUAUAUUUGGUCCCUGGAAGGGCUGACCAAAGGCAUGUAUGGAAUCUAUGACAUGGAGCAUGUCCUGCUUAGUCUUUUCUUGUUGAUACGAGACUCGGUCAUGUAUGUUCAGAAGAAUGGAGGGAAGCUGUCUGCAACAAUUAGCAAAUUCUGUGGCCCUUCUCAACAGAGACAGUAUAGAUCAGCUCAUGACCCUGAAGACCUUUUCAUUGACAAGAAGGUACGGAAGGUGGCUCACACAGGACACGAGGAAACCCUGUCCAGCCGGAGAAGGGAGCUCAUUAUGAAACUAAAAUCUCACAGCAGUUUUUAUAGCAGCUUGCCAGAGUCCAUCUGCAGCCACAGUUCUGCUGUUCAGAAUGACACCCUUUGCUGGAAUGGACAAGAAAUUGUGGAGAGGUACAGUCACCAGGCGGCGAGGAAUGGUGGGAAAGCUCAAGCUGGCACCCAUGAGAUGAAAACUAAGGGUCCCGAGCCAGUGAUCAGCCAGCUCAUCGACAAACUGAAACACAUCAACCAGCUGUUGAAAGGAAUGUCAAUAUCCCGGCGAAAAGCUCCAGACAAAACCACAGAUGAGGAUGGGUCAGAAAGCGGAGACUGCGAUGAUGAAGACAACUGCAGCGGUGGCUCCGGAAAUGGGGAACUAAGGGUUAAGAAUCAGCUCCGGUUCUUAGCAGAGCUGGCUUAUGAUUUGGAUAUGGAUGACGUUCCCUCAAACAAACAACUUUUGAAUCAGCAAAGCAAAGGUGAUACCGUGGUUCACAACAUGGGAUCAGGAAAUACCAUGUGGAAGCAUGUUCCCUUCACUGCUAUUUUCAUGGCAGUCUUCCUUCUGUGGGCCCAUUGACGCUGUACAAUAGCCACAACAGAUUUCAAUGGGGAUCAAUUUCUCUCAUUAUUUCUUUCUGAAGAAAACAUUCUGAACCGCGCUCCUCCUGCAAUAUAGGCACACUUCCAAAGAUUAAGUGAAUGACUUACAUUUGUUUUGUAAAAUAAAAUGGUAUCUGUACCACCA